Messenger RNA from Dermacentor albipictus, 885 nucleotides. The record is from RefSeq and is a predicted model, not a curated record. Lineage: Eukaryota; Metazoa; Arthropoda; Arachnida; Ixodida; Ixodidae.
CUUGUUCGAACGGCCACGUUUGCGAUGAGCUCCGCUGGAAACAGCGCAUCGGCCCUUGGCCGAGGAUCACACCCACCGUCGUCUACCGAUUCCGGUAAUUAUAAAGUCGUUCUUCCUCGUCUACCGACUGGCAACACCGUCCUCAAUUCAGUUUUCCUGCAUGCUGACCUGGCAGGGCGGCCGUAUCGAGCCCCGGACUUUCGCGAUGCUCUCCUUUCAGUGCUAAGUGCAACUGAUAUCCUCGGCGCUGGACAAUACCAGAUGAGCCAUUUGUGGUUGGUAACAUGUGUUAAUAGCAUCGCGAAACAGAAACUUGUCGACAAAGGCGAGUUGUUGGUGAAAGGCCUCAAGUGCCUUGUCAUUGACCCGGAAUGCAAGAAUGUCAAGAUGAAGCUUCUUUGGCUUCCCCCACACCUCGAACAGAGACGGAUUGUUGAAGCGCUAGAGCCAUAUGGCACAGUGCAGUCCAUCACGAGAGAAAUGUGGCGGUGUGACGGCAUGGAGGGCUGGCAAAUGACUAACCGAGACGUGGCGUUCACAUUGAAAGAUGGCGUUUCUGCCGGUAAUCUGCCACAUCUGUUGAGCAUAUAUGGCCACCAGUGCCUUAUCUUGGUACCUGGCCGACCACCACUUUGCCUCCGGUGCAACAGAGUUGGGCAUAUCCGGCGACAGUGUCGCACACCACGCUGCAGUAACUGUCACCGCUACGGUCACCCUGCAGAUGCAUGCGUCGGAACUUACGCUGACAAGCUUCGUGGAAAUAGACCGGCUGAGGCUGAUACCAUCACCGAUCAUCUCAUGGACGUGAGCGAAGUUGUGGAUGCAACUGGAGAAACACUCCCUGAGACUCAUCGACAAGAACAGAUUAAACCGUCAUCGGCCUGA